This is a messenger RNA of Mangifera indica (mango), 805 nucleotides long. Its product is annotated as histone H3.2. The record is from RefSeq and is a predicted model, not a curated record. Lineage: Eukaryota; Viridiplantae; Streptophyta; Magnoliopsida; Sapindales; Anacardiaceae. The transcript has a single exon. Gene Ontology annotation, cellular component: nucleosome. Bases 72 to 482 code for a protein of 136 amino acids. Gene Ontology annotation, molecular function: protein heterodimerization activity; DNA binding; structural constituent of chromatin.
CACUUCAAACUUUCUCGAAUUUUCUCAAAAAACAAAUAUCAACACAAGCUUUUAAGUUCUUAAUAUCAGAAAUGGCUCGUACUAAGCAAACAGCAAGGAAGUCUACCGGAGGCAAGGCGCCGCGUAAGCAGCUGGCCACCAAGGCUGCUCGUAAGUCAGCUCCUGCGACCGGAGGAGUGAAGAAACCUCACCGUUUCAGGCCAGGAACAGUUGCCUUGAGAGAGAUCAGAAAGUACCAGAAGAGCACUGAGCUUCUGAUCCGGAAGCUUCCAUUUCAGAGGCUUGUCAGGGAGAUCGCUCAGGAUUUCAAGACCGAUUUGAGAUUUCAGAGUAGCGCAGUCGCGGCUCUUCAAGAAGCGGCUGAGGCUUAUCUCGUCGGUCUAUUUGAGGACACCAAUCUCUGUGCGAUUCAUGCCAAGAGAGUCACUAUCAUGCCUAAAGAUAUUCAACUCGCCAGGAGGAUUAGAGGUGAGAGAGCUUAGAAGAGUAUUGUGAGUUGAAUAUCUAGAUCUGUGUUGUUUUCUAGGGUUUCGGUUUUGAGAUCUGGAAAAUUAUGUGCAUCAAUUUGAAAUCUAGUAAAAAGACUCUGAUUUAUCUUCCAUUUAUGCAUGAAGCUAAAUCCGUUUACUUCUAUUGAAGCUUAGAAGUCCUCGUUGCUGCAAGAUAUUGUUAUAAUUUUGAUGCAUUUGUCUUCUACACUUGUAUCGUAGCUUGAUUUUGCGUCAUCCAUUGUUAAGUAAUUCAUCGAUAAAUAGUGAAAAUCUAUGGCGAGGCUGAAAAUAAUGCUUAGCCUACAUAUUUGUAA